Messenger RNA from Anopheles aquasalis, 7352 nucleotides. Its product is annotated as titin. NCBI's taxonomy places the organism in Eukaryota, Metazoa, Arthropoda, Insecta, Diptera, Culicidae. The record is from RefSeq and is a predicted model, not a curated record.
CAGGAUCGGUGUGCCAGGAUUGCAAGGAAUUUAGGAAAAAUUCUUCAUCGAAUCCACGAGCAAAAGACCCUUGGUUUGAGCGCCGCCAUCGUCGUCGUUGUCGCGCGUUUGCGAUUUCUCGUCGGCUCGGUAGUCGAUCGACGAGAUUGCGGUGAGAUCGCGUACAAACGGGACUUGACAGUGACAGUGAAAUUUCAAAGUCGAAACCCAACCUGCUCCCGUUCGCCGCGUGCCUUUCGCUUUCGUUUCGCACCGCACCGCCAGCCACGCGGUGCCAGCAUCCAACCGAUCAGUGGGCUGCCCAAAGGGAAAGCGAACUCUGGGUGCAUUCGUUCUACGGGCACUGCAGCCUUCAGUGGCUGCAGCGUGUGCUUUCUCUGAACAGACAGAAUCGGACGGUCGGCCAGCAAGCGUAUCGAAGACGAAGGUGGCAAUCGAGAGGAGUUGGUGACGCUGGUUGGUGGCGUAACUGUACCGUUGGACCGUGGGGUGUGUGCUUUCGUGUGCGUGUUUCUGUUUGGUGAAUGUGAGUUGUUUUGGGACUGACUCGGUUCGGUGUGUUCGGUGCGCUUUCGUGCUUUCUUCUGCUUCAUCUGGGUGUUCGCGUGCGCGAUCGAGCCGCGGACUGACUCUCGUCGCAGUGUGUAGCAGAAGGUGAAAGAAAUUUCCACCCCUUUCCCCGUUUCCAUCUUCAACGGCCGCACCUUUGGGGGUACGGCCACGCACGCUUGUGAGACGCUUCCUCUUGCCCCGGGGGGACCGCGUCCAUAAUACUUUCUUCCUCCGUUUGCGCGGCGCUUGACUUGACUCGCGCGGCGCAACUGUGAGCGGAAGAGGAACGCGACAUCGCGACGUUGCUUGUUGUCGGUGUUUUCGAUUCGCUUCCGGUUCGAUUCGUUUGCCGGUGUAAGGUGCAUACCAGCGGUUUGCGCUUAGUGAGUGAUCGUUGCCCGCGGCGGAUUAGGUGUUUGCUUCUUAGAAAGAGUUCAUCUCGAAACAUCUUCGACGUCCUGCUGAUCGCUAAUUGAUGUCCUGACAAGGCUGUACGUGAAUCCGUGAGCCCUACAAUUGACUUCAAGGUUGAGCUAAUUACUGGAGAGCAUACAACGUUUCUGCUUUUCUCUCACUAUUACUGCUGCUUGUACCAACGCGCUUGAGUUAUGCUACUGCAUCAUCCUUGAACUGCCAGGAAGAAUAUACACUCUUAUAAGAACUGAAUACUACGUCAUCGCACUUUAUAAACGAUAAGCCAACUCCUCAAACAUCACAGGUCUUCAGAAUACACGAAUCAAAAUGGCGGGCAACAUUGGCAUAUUGUGGCUACUCUGCUUUUGCCUGGCGCAAGCCCACGGUGCAGUGUAUUCGCCCGGUGGCGGAGUGUACGGUGAUUCGUCGCCACGGGAUGCCGGAGGUGAUCCGGUGUUUGCCGUCGUACCGAGCCAGGACGUCAAUCCGGACUACUACAUCACGCAGACGGUGUACGGGUUUCUGGACUUUACCACCACCAUCGGCAACACGGUGAUGAUCUUCUCGCCCCAGAGUGCCGCACCGGCAGUAACAGAGCCACCGAAAACGACGGCACCACCGCCACCGGUGAUCGAAACAACGCCCACCACGACAACCACCACCGAGGAAGCGCUGAGGGAGAUUAAACCGAGCAAAACGGUCGUACUCCCGGUGCUGCCAGUGAAGGCCGAGAAGGUCAGUAUUGUGCAGGUGCUGCCGGAAACCCCGAAACCACCGACCACCAAACCGGCCGGUCCGCUCAAGUUUAUCCCGAAAGCCGUCCCAAAGGUAGCGAUCAAACCGAUCCUCAAGCCAAAACCGAAGAUCGUCGAGAUCACUCCGCUGAAACCAACGACAACAACGACGACUCCAGAGCCUCAAGAGCAACCUCAAGAGCGAUUCAUCGUGAAGCCAGUCCCCAAGGCGGUCAUCAUAAAGCCAGUUGCCCCCGUAGUGAAGGUUGUGGCGACGAAAGUCCUGGAACAACCGACUACCACCACAACGACGGAGGAACCGAUCCCGGUGGAAGAGGAGGAAUCGGAAGAACAAUUCGAAGAACAAGAACAGGAACAGGAACACGAGGAAGCGGCUCAGGAAGAGGAGAUUGAGGAGGAGCUCCACGAAGAAGAACAAGCGGCGGAACAAGAAGCGAUCGAAGAAGUCCAACCGGAAGUUGUGGAACCGAAGGUGACGGCCGAGAAGCCCAAAGCACACGUUGUGGAAGCUGUUACUCCAUCAACAACGACAACAACGACGACGGAAGAACCAGCGGAAGAGUUGGAGGAAGAAGAGCACGAAGAAACGGAGGAACACUCACCGAUUAUGUUCUCCAGCGUUAUCGAGGACGAAGUGAAGGCAAAGCCAGCACCGGUCGAGGUGACGGAGGAGAAAAACAACAAAAGUCCGGCCGUGGAAACCAAAACACCCGAAGUGACCCCGGAAGCUCACGAAGAAGAGGAAGAUGAAGAGGGAGGAGAUGAAGAUGAGGAGGAUGAAGAUGAACCCGUGCCGGUACUGCAGAUCGGUAACAACAUCGGUGAACCGGAGUACGACUUCCUGUCGCGCCAACCAUCGGAGUUCGUCGAGGAAACGUUCCGCGUGGUGAACCUACGACCGACGGCGACAGCGGCGACCGGGGCGGCGGUGACGGCGGAAGGUCGCGCCCAGAACCCCAAACCGGCCAAACCGAAGCGAGGUCACAGUCAGGCACAGCAGGCAGGCACCCCGGUGGCACCACCAGCGGCCCCGGAAGGCGGCGCCGGCGGUCGACGCGUCAAACUGAACCCCAGCUCGACGUUGCGCAUCCUCAAGACGGCGGCACCGAGCCUGAACAAGACGCCACGCUACAAUCCGGAGGCAGUGGCGGCGGCCUCGAUCAUUACGCCCUCGCCCGCCUCCCAAGCGCUCGAUGACACCGGGCUCCCGCUGGAGAAUCUGUUCGCCAGCCAGCCCAGCUCGAGCUUGGUGCGACCGUCGCGCCGUCUACCGGGCAGUGCCGGGAGUGGAAACUUCAAGAAUCGCCUAAAGAACCGCAUCGGCAAGGAUGACAACGAGCUGCAGGAGGCGGUCGGUGGUGGUGGUGAGGAAUCGAGUCCGGCUCCGGCCACCGUCACUCCGCAGCCACCGACGGCGGCUGCCGCUGGUUACGGCAAGAAACCCGCCAGCCGGUACCGCAACACUCAGAUCGUAAAGCCCGCCGUCAAGAAUACAAGAUUUAAUCGCUAUUCCGCGUCUAGCGUGGAGGUGGCUACGGUGUCCGCUGUGAGCACGGCCGUGCCCGUGCCGGCCUACCAGAACCGGCGCAAUAAAUCCUCUCGUAACGGUUUCAAACCAACAUCAUCCCACAGCGUGUCGGCCGUGCAGCCACAGCAACAACAGCAACAACAACAGCAGCAAUCACAGUACCAGCAACAGCAACAGGAUGCUGCCUCACGGCGCUCGUUCAAACCAAGGCCACAGCCAUCGUCCCCGGAGCAGGAUACGCCCGGACACACCACGAGUCUGUACAAGUUCAAGCUGAACCGUUCGCCAGGCCGCUGGCAGUACAAAUCGCCCGCCAAACCGACCGUAGCCAUCCGCAAACAGAGUGCAGUGAAGCCGGUGGCCGGUGCAGGGGGUGCUGCCGCCAAGGAUCAGGUACUCACGGAUCAAACGUACACCACCGCACCGAUUACCGACACGUCCGUACAGUUUAAUGAUAUUGCGCAGCCGGUGGGCGGGGGAGACCACGGGGAGAAGGUGGACACGGACACGGACCUGGACCAGUCGGGCUCGGUGCAUGGGAAUGUGCUGAACACGGACGCGGAACAGGACAACCAGAUCGAGCGGCGCUACCCGAUCGAGACGCUCAAGGUGGAAAUAUCGACGCCGGCGGACUUCCGCGAUACUUACUACGAGAUCGCAACCAUCAAAUCACCGUACACCUUCCAGGUUGGAACGGUAAAGAACACUCGCUACAUUACGGUCACUUCGACGAUCGAGAAGGUGCUGGAACAGGAGACGGCCACCAUCACACCAUCGCUGACGGAACCACUGACGGAGAACAUUCUGGCCACGACGACGCACAUCGACAAGGAGAGCAAUCUGCUCGAUUCGAGCAUCGCCACGCUACCACCGAUCGUGCUGGGCAGUGAUACCGAGACGCCACCACUGGAAACACUGACGGAAACGUUCAGUACGACGCAAGCGAUGCUCAAGACGCACAUUUUGCCGGUGGUCCGUGAAGGGGACACGACCAGUUACACUCUCAUCCAGACGUACCACGUGACUCGGCUCGUAACGGCCACGAAAACAUUGCCACCGAUGGAACUGUACCAUUUCGUUCCCUCGAAAACGCUGAACGAGUUCAACAGUCGGUUGGAUGAAGCUGGGUCCGAGUUGCAUCUGGAGCUGGAGUUUGGUGAUGAUAACGAGAACGAGGAUGAUGAGAAACCGAAGCGCGAACGGUUACCCUCGGAUCUGGAUCUGUCGAGCAUCGGAUCGGACUUUGAUCUGUCGGAGGUGGACAAGACCAACAUUCCGGAGAACAUUCGACCGAAGAAGAAGAUCACGGGCAGUAACAAGGAUAACCGGGUCACGACGGAAGCACCAGUGACGACGCCUGCUCUGACGCCGGAACAGCUCCAACAGUUGGCGUUGCUUCGAUUGCUUAAUCCGGCUGCGGCCGCACAGAUCCCGUCGGUCAUAACUUCUUCGAAACCGGUGGUAAAGCUUGAAACUGUUUACGAAUCGCACGUGCUACCGAUCAUCAACGGGCAGAACACGAUCCUUAGCACCAUUUCGCGUCCGAUCGGUACGAUCACCAAGACGAACUACGAAAUCGUGACGACGACACUGCCGAGUCUGCCGUUGCCACCGAUUCCACAGCUGAAUCCGUUCCUGCAACCGCAGCAACAGCAACAGCAACAGCUACAGCAGCAACAACAACAACAGCAGCUUCAGAUCCAGUCGACCCCAGUCGUCACGCAGACGAUCGUCACGGAGACGAACAGCAAAGUGUUGAAGCUGACGUUCGGUGCCAAGACGGCGUACACUACGCUCUACUCGACGACGGUCGUUCCGACGGUGCUGACCACCUACCUGACGCAGUCCGUCUCGGUGCAACCGACGGCGGCCGCUUUCCCGGGAUUUUUCCCCAACCCGUACGCACCGUUCCCGUUCGUGGGAUAGAUGGCUGAUCCAAUGCAGAAAUGCAGAAAUGCUUGCCACUAGCUCUAGUGUAGGAUAACGAAUUGCGACACCAUUCUCUAUCACAUCUCACAUCCUCUCCUCUCCGCCGUCCACCGGAACCGCUGGAUGAACGAUGAGGGGAAAAUCGAAAAAGGCAACCAGCGAUGGUGGCAUCAACGUGCUGCCACGGAAUGGAACACUAGCAGAAGACAUCAAAUACAAUAAAAACCAGACUUCAACGGCGGGACAUCAAAACUACAGCGAUUACAACCUGUACGACCAUCGAUCGCACAGAACCGCACCAACUGAACCGUGAAGCUGUCUUCGUUACACUCGAUAGUAGAUGUAAAAGGAGCUGCAGAAACAUGUAAAACCCGGUGUGCUAGCAUAUGGUGCCCCUUCGCUUUGUACCUAGUACCCUUACAUAUUCUUAAAACAAUAGUCAAGGCCACCGAAACACCGGGAAACCGCCGACGGAAAGGAACAAAAACUCCCCGGAACAGGUCGAGAAUCCGGUUGGAAUUCGCUGGCGGCGUUGGCGCAGCGUAAUGUUUUAUGUUAUUUGCAUGUUUUGCCGCCUUCCACCCGGGGGGUGGGCCAGCACUGAUCGAUGCCCUGGAGAUGGCAUCGGAUCAAAGUAUAACCAUGACCAUGGCACAGGAAGGGCGUCACCGAAACGAAGGAAAGGACCAGACCAGACGAAGAGGGACAUAAAAUAUUCCAUUCCGUUUAGUGGACGAAACAUUUUCCAACCCGUUUUUUUUUUUCAUUCUUUAUUUCUGUGGGUGUGCGGCCACCACCACCACCAUUUGUCUGCCUCCAUUUUGUCCACUUUUUCUUCCCUUCCUUCGCGAGUACACGGGGAUGGAGGAAAGUGGAUGAAAAUUUGCCUUAAGAAUAGCAUUAAAUUUAAUUCAGAGUAGAGCACUAUAAAGACCUUAAAAAAAUUGUUUGCUAGAAGGGAGUCACAUUUUUCUCCCAUCGAGCGAGCCCUUCGUGCCGUUUGUUUUUUAUGCGGAGAGUUUUGAGGGUUUUCGUAAGGUUGCUGCCAGAGGCGGUGGGGCUGCGCAUAUUUUGCGCCGGCUUCACGAAGCACCAAGUUGAUACCAAGAUCCACCCCGCCCGGGAAGAGGCAGAAGGAGAACCUGGUGCAUAGAGCUCAAGUUAAGUGCAAUCAUGAAAGCUGGGAUUGCCGCAGUCUAGGGCAGUGUAUUGUAGAACGUUGAAAGGACGGAACAGAGGUUUGCAGCUUGAGUUUGGAGGAGAAUUUGAACGUUCGUCACCAGCAGGAUCCUCGUAAACAGAUAGUUUUGUAAAUAUUUUAUACGAUUAUUGAAUGCGCGCCAUUGGGUUUGUCACGUUACGUCGCGACCCGAAGCGAAGCACGGUGUCUGUGGGCACUAGAUGUCGGUUGCAGUUACAGAGCGUCGAUCAUCUGGGUCGAUGCACUCGAGCCGUGGAAGGAAGAAGUUGAAGUAAACUGGCAUCAAUCACAAAACGGCCAACGAAACGAUCGCUCCUAUUAUGUUAUUUGUGAAAUGCGUACUGAACAAGAUAUUGCUUUUCUUUUAUUUCUUUUGUAAAUAAUUUAUUACUAUUACGCCACGAAGCGGCGUUCCGUUUUUUUGCUUUCUUUUUUUUAGCCAACUUACGAAUUUCGAUACUGAAAAUGUCCAUUAUUCAUUUAGAUACGUAAGAGAGUAGCAAGUAGAAGUAAACUGUUCGAAGUAAAGCUGGCGCUGCCUCGUAAUUCGUAGUUUGAACACUCCAAUACUCAGUACUUUUAAUCGCCGUGGACGUGGCGUGAUCAUUGCGCGGCAGUACCGAUUUUAUCGAAUGAAAAAUUGAGUUUUUUUUUAUCCCUAUCAUUUCCUAUCCUAAUCACACUUUGACGUAGCCUAUGAAUUUCUAUUGUAUAUAAGAUAGCUGUCGUCCAUUGUCCUAUCAGAUUAUUUUACGCUAUUCCAUUACCUGUUUGUCAACGAUAGCUCAAACUAUACGAACUGCUCGAAACGAUUUUUAAUAAAAGUUUUCCAAAUAAUACUGUUCGUGUUAUCGUAUCGAGUGGUUUUCGGGGUAAUCAUAGGAACAAUGAAAGAAAUAUGCGGUAGGAUGAAUCUCUUGUUCUGAAUCAGCGUUCAUUUUAUGACCAAGGCAUUGUGCUCGUGGGUUUCAAU